UGAAGUAGUUUGCCGUGCAUUACCAAUGUGAACUUUAUUGAACCGCAACCCCCUUUUGUUUCCCCUCCCUCUGGUAUCAAAUAGCAACUAGUGACACUUGAAAUCUCGAGUCAACAACCAUUUCUUGGCAGCUCAGGCUUCGUAGCGACUGCAGGCAAGGCAGGGGAUCAAUGGAGGAGCCCUUCCUUGUUUGUAAAUGAAGCCUGCCAAAACCUUCCCCAAAUAGGCAUUUUUCAACUCCCUUGUGAAAGGUCAUGGAUCCUGAACAAAGCCAGAAGAGCACAAAGAAGGGUGAAGAAGGUCCAAGGAAAAGGCUGAUCAAAGGGGAAGCUUUCCAAGGCAGUGUUUCAUCUGCAGCUCCGUAUUCAGGCAGCUCUGUUCCUUUGCAGGGGUCCCCCCUCCAGGAUAUUGCAUCGCAGCAGCAUUUUCCAAGGGAAGAGACCCAGGAGCAAACAGCGCAACCACCAGCCAAGCACUCCUCUUUUGAACACCCAUCCCACGUCACCCAGCUGGCGCAGCAUCCCCUGCCGCCUGCGUUUAUGCCUCCCAGGAAGCAAGAGCACGUCCUUGAAGGAUCUACAUGGCAGUUAGUUGACCCAGCGAGAGCAAGUACCUCCAGUUCAUUUCCGUCAGCUGGGCUUCAUUCCAGUCGUGGCCAGCUCUUACCUUCUCACUCCUCCGUCGUUCCCCGAGAAGAGAUGCCCCCCGUUCCAAAGGUCUACAUCCCCCGAGCGUCACAGGUUUCCAUGAAGCAAUCUGAAGAAGUCCACAAGAAGGAAAAGAAACCCCAGAAACCAGGCAAAUACAUUUGCCAGUACUGUAGCCGGCCUUGCGCCAAGCCAAGUGUGCUCCAAAAACACAUCCGGUCACACACAGGGGAACGACCGUAUCCGUGUGUCCCCUGCGGCUUUUCAUUCAAAACCAAGAGCAAUUUGUAUAAACACAGGAAGUCUCAUGCUCACAGGAUAAAAGCUGGGCUGGCUUCGGGAACUGGGUCAGAGUUGUAUCCUUCGGGCUUGGAAAUGGAGAGGAUGGUUGCAGAGGAACUUGAAGAGCCGACGGAAGGAGAGAGCACAGAUUCGGAGGAGGAGACCAGGACCACAUCAAGCCAGUUGGUAGAACUGUCACCCAGGCAGAAGCAAACUAUGUUGUAUGGGGCAGGGAGCCAAGGUUCUAGCCAAGAGAGCGGCUCCUUUUCCCAUUCCAGUAUGUCUGUGUCCUUUGAAGAGAGCAGCCAGUUUGUGGAGCCCGUCUCAGAACAUGCCCAGAGUCAUAAAUCAGAGGAAACUCAUACCAUCAAGCAGAAGCUUGCUCUCCGGCUGAGCGAAAGGAAAAAGGUGAUCGAAGAGCAGGCUUUCCUCAGCCCUGGCAGCAAAGGGAGCACUGAAUCAGGCUAUUUUUCCAGAUCUGAAAGUGCCGAACAGCAAGUCAGCCCACCAAACACCAAUGCAAAAUCUUAUGCAGAAAUUAUUUUUGGCAAAUGUGGGAGGAUUGGCCAACGGACAGCCAUGUUGUCUGCCACCACCCCCCAGGAAUUCCCACCGGUCUCGACCGAAGAGAAAGUUAGCACGGUCCCCUUGUCUGUGCCUAGAACACAGGUUAUCGAGCAUAUCACCAAGCUGAUUACAAUUAAUGAAGCAGUGGUGGAUACCAGUGAAAUAGACAGCGUGAAGCCUAGGCGCAGUUCGUUGUCCAGACGGAGCAGCAUUGAAUCUCCAAAGUCCAGCACGUACAGAGAACCGUUUCAGUUAGACGUCAAGUUGGGGAGUCAGCCCGAUUCGUCCAAGUCUUUGGCAUCCCACAUGGAAAAAAUGAAGCCUGAACAAUCAUUGCUAUCACUCCAGCAACCCCACAGUGCCACAGAGACAGUGCCUCUCCUAAGAAGCCACUCGAUGCCUUCUGCUGCAAGCACUAUGAGUUCCUCUCACCCCUUUAGAGGUAGCUAUUCUUUUGAUGACCACAUUGCAGAAUCCGAGGUUUUAAGCCGUGGCCAGGUGUCUUCGUCCCACCCUCGAAUGCUGAAACGGCAGCCUGCCAUUGAGCUACCUUUGGGAGUGGAAUAUAGUACCGAGGAGGUGAGUGCAGCCAGCAAAGAAGCUGUUUUGAAACCUGUGGAGGAACAAGAAACCAAGGAGAGUGAGCAGACCAAGAAGUCUAGAAAGGGUAUGAAAGGGAAAGGCUUCAUGUACGAAUGUAAUAUUUGCGGUGCUCGGUACAAGAAAAGGGACAAUUACGAAGCGCACAAAAAAUACUAUUGUUCAGAACUCCAGAUCUCCAAGCCUCGUUCUUCCAGUUCUCAUACCUCAUCAGAAUCUGAGAAAGUGUUUGUGGAAUCUGAUCCAUGGCCGCAGGUGAUGCAUUAUAAGCUGGGGAGCAGUUUAGAGCUUACGCCAGUGAGGAAAAGGCGUAAAGAGAAGAGUCUUGGCGACGAGGAAGAACCUCCUUCUUUUGAGUUGAGUGAAGCUUCCUCAUCCAGCACUGGGCCAGCCAGCCAGUAUAUUAGCCGGAAACCGACGAAUGUGGCCUUGCACAUAGCUUCUGAGUCCAUUAAAUCACCAGCAGAACCCAGUAAAUCUAUGCCACUGUCUGACGUGAGUGUCAGCUUUCACUCUCGGAGUGGAAAACCAGCUUUCAGCAUGGAGAUCAAAGAGAGGAGAGCCACCUCUAAAGAGAUCUCCGUGAUCCAACACACAAGCUCCUUUGAGAAGUCUGACUCUGUAGAACAGCUAAGCAGCUUAGAAGGAGAAGAGAAGCUUCAUUUGCAAUAUUCAUCUCAGCCUGCAGUUCCACACGGCCGGCCGUCACAUUCCCUGCAGCCAAAGCUUGUCCGUCAACCCAACAUCCAAGUCCCUGAGAUCCUGGUGACUGAAGAGCCGGACAGGCCUGAGACAGAACCCGAGCCUCCGCCUAAAGAGCCAGAAAAAACAGAGGAAUUUCAGUGGCCACAGAGAAGCCAGUCUCUCUCCCAACUUCCUGCGGAGAAGCUACCCCCUAAGAAAAAGAGGCUUCGACUAGCAGAAAUGGCUCAGUCUUCUGGCGAGUCCAGUUUUGAGUCAGUGAGAAGCCUGAGUCAGGAAAGCAGCGUCUCCCACGGCUCCAGCCGUUCAACUUCAUUUGAGCGUGAGGAAACGGCUUCCCAGGCCUCUGAAUCCCACAUGAAACCUCUUGGCAUUGGGCCUCAUAUGCUCAUGGUCCCAGGCCACCAUCAACACCACCACCCUUCACGAGAAAUGCGGAGAUCAGCUUCUGAGCAGACGCCCAAUGUCUCUCACUCCUCUACGAUAUCUGAGACCCGCAGUAAAUCAUUUGACUUUGGAAGUCUGUCCUCUUCUUCUGCCCCUACAUCCCGCACCCCAACAACAACAGCACCACCACUGGAGAGGCGGAAAUGUUUUCUGGUUAGGCAGGCAUCUCUCACGAGGCAUCCAGAGCACGAGCCGGAUUCUGGCCCCAAAGGAGGAACCGAGACAGAGGAAGUGUUGCAGCCUUCAAGCAAGUCUUCAGUCUCAAGUUUGCCUCUCCAGCAGCCUUCGUCAUCCUCCUCCUCUUCCUCUCAUGGAGGCUAUGCGAGUGAGAAGGGCCAGCCGAAAGACUGCCCUGAGCCCACUUUCCCCCAUUCCUAUACCGAAGCUCUGCAAGUGUUCCAUCGCCCGACUCCAGAGUUCACACUCCAUGAAAAGCAAUAUGUGGCCCCGCAGAUCUCUCUCUUGCCAUUCCAGCACCUUUUGCCCCACUCGGGAGGACAGUCUGUAGAGCUCUUUUCCAGUCAGGUGAUGACUGACAUCUUCUCUGGUCCAUACUCCAUUCCGCAGAUACCUCAUUCCAUAUUCCAGAAUCCACCUCUUCCUCUGCCAGAAGCUUUGUUGCACCCGGGCCAGCUUCAUAUCACCUCUCCGCUGAUGUCACACCCUGCUGAUGUGCACCUCAGCCGAAGCUCCUCCCUCAUCCCCGUACACUACCCAGGCUCCCCACCGCUCCCUUCUGCAUUUUUUCUUCCCCUCCAGUCCCAGCUGGCUCUCCAAUUGCCAAGUGAGAUCGGAGCCCAUUUGCCCCAGAUCAAAUCCAGCUUGUCUCCUAUUGGAAGAACCAGUUUUUCUCCAUCCGCAGACUACAGCUCUGAAAGCAGGUUACAUAUUUUGACUCGCCCGGUGAGUCCCUCUGCAUCAGUCUCCAUAUCUCAGUUGGUUGUCCCUGCACAUUCUGAACCUGUAGUGUCCCUCGUUGUCCCUGUUCGCAUUCAAACCCACAUGCCAUCCUAUGGGAGCGCCAUGUACACAACGCUUUCUCAGAUUUUGGUCACUCAGUCCCAUUGCAGCGCCUCUUCUAUCCUUCUGCCAAAAUUUGAUGAUUAUCAAACAAAAGGUACCUUGGUCUGCACUGCUGAUGUUCAUGGAAUAGGUCUUGAUUUGGCACAGAUGAUCACAGAGGAGCAGAGGGCCUUGUUCCAGACACCAUACCUGAGACUGCCAUUGUCUUUGACCGAAAGAAAAGGUUACAUUCCCCUCAGCUCCACACCAGAUAGUGUCUUGGGUCUAGAAGUGAGUACAUCAACUGUUGGAGGGAGCAAACGGAUGUUGUCUCCGGCGGGAAGCUUGGAACUCACCAUGGAAACUCAACAACAAAAAAGGGUGAAGGAAGAAGAAUUCUCUGGAUUGGAAGAGAAGCUGGAAGUGGUGAAGGCCCCUAGUGCAAUAGAGGAAGAGAAGAAACAGGACCAAAUGAGAGCCAAGGCUGAAACGCCACUGAAUGUAUCCUCUGAGCCGUCAGAACUUCUGGAGGCCCAGAGGACUUUACAUCCGAACUUGCCGCAGCCUGAGGCCCGAGAGGACUACAACCACCAGGCCACCAAGCCUUUCAGAAGCAAGGAGUCUCCACAGAUGGUGAAGAAGGAAGAUUCCAAAGAUCCAGUGGAACUGCCUGAAGCAAACCCUCCAAGUCCAGUUCUUCCCUCCAAGGCUGCUCAAAGUUCAAAGAAGUCUCAAGAAGGUACAGAUGUUAAGAAGGUACUCCAGUUCCCUAGCCUCCAUACAACUACUAAUGUCAGUUGGUGCUAUUUAAAUUACGUAAAGCCAAAUCACAUCCAGCAAGUUGACCGACGAUCCUCGGUGUAUGCCAGCUGGUGUGUUAGUUUGUAUAAUCCCAACCUCCCAGGUAUACCCACGAAAGUGGCCCUCUCACUCCUGUGCUCCAAGCAGAAAGCGAGCAAAGAAACAUACACCAUGGCUACUGCUUCACGUCCGGAGACAGGAAGGCUUGUACCCUCGAGUUCCAGGAAUCCCAAAAUGUCAGAGGUUCAUCUGCCUUCACUCCUUCCCAAUGAAGGUCGAAAAGACAUAGCAAGAACUGACAAGGAAGAGGAGAAAAGAGGAAAACUGGAAGACGACAUUCCUGUGUCCAAAAGAGGGGAGCCAGCCAGGAUCAAGAUCUUUGAAGGAGGGUACAAAUCAAAUGAAGAGUAUGUGUAUGUGCGAGGCCGCGGACGAGGGAAGUAUGUAUGUGAGGAGUGUGGAAUUCGCUGCAAGAAACCCAGCAUGCUGAAGAAACACAUUCGCACGCACACAGACGUCAGGCCAUAUGUCUGCAAGUACUGUAACUUUGCUUUUAAAACCAAAGGGAAUCUGACUAAACAUAUGAAGUCAAAAGCCCACAGCAAAAAAUGUCAGGAGAUGGGAGUGUUAGUGUCUUCACUGGUCGAGCUAGAAGCAGAAGAAGGAACCAGUGAAGACCUCUUUCAAGAUUCAGAAGGGCAUGAGGGAUCUGAGCUACUUGAAGAGCACCAGUUUUCAGACUUGGAGGAGUCUGAUGAGGAGGAGGAGGAGGAAGAAGAGGAGGAGGAAGAGGAGGAGGAGGAAAGCCAAGAGGAGCCACCUGAAAAGCUCUCAGAAAAGAAGACAACUUCCCUCUGCCCGGAACAGUCUCCUAAAAGUCCUCCUACCCACAAAAAAGGCACCAAGACAGCAUUGUCCAUAUCAGAAGAGAUCUCGAGCACUGAGCAUGCUGAUCAAAGUCACCGGGCCGCUUCCUCAGGGUUAGAAACAAAAUGGUCGGCAGACAGUAGUGAAGUUGCUGUCUGCCACAGCUUCUUAAGACACCAUCGGCCUGUUCUAACCUCCAGUGAGCACUUAGCUUCUGCUGAGAAGGAAUUGAUCACAAGGCCACAGAUGUUCUUAGCAAUGGACUUGUCGAUCUCCAAAGAUGCCUUCCCUCGAAGGAAGUGGUCCCCAAGCAAGGAUACAGGCGGCGCUGGAAGUAACCGAUCCAUAUUAGCUCGAAAGCACUUGUUAACCAAAAACGAAACUUCACCUAAAAGGUUUUCGCCAACUCGGGAAACAGCUUCACUGAGGAGCCUCUCACCGGGGGCAGGGAUUCCCCCUUGUCACCGUCUGUCCCCGAGAAGGGAGUCAUUUCCUCUACGGAGUUUGUCCCCAAGACUUGAGCUCUCACCAAGUAGGUACCUUUCGCCAAGAAGAGAGCUGUCAUCACGGACGUGCCCUCCACCAGAGAGAGGGGUCUCUCCUGUGAGGCGAGUGUCUCCAAGUAGGGAAAUGUCUUCGGGCAGAUAUUUAUCCAUGAAGAAGAUGUUUCCCCACAGCUAUUCAGAGCCACCUUCACGGUACCCAUCCCCAGGAAGAGAAGAUUUGCCUUCUGGUAGUCAUUUGGCACCUGAUGAAAAAAAUCAGAAUUUGGGUAAAGUUCAGCAUGGGAUAUCAUCUCCAAUGCCUCUACCUCAAAAGUCGCUCGGCAAAAGCACAGAGGUGUGUGAAGAAUCUAAAUGGUCAUUGCAGAAGAUGGCAUCAAGGAGCCCAACAAGUUCACCAGGCACUGCUCAGCAUCUCUGCUUAAAACGUUGGCAAUCACCCCAUGAAAUACAUAUUCACACUCCAGCCCGAGUGGAAGACUACGUCUUCAGCCAUCUCCCGUUGCAUUCGCAGCAGCUGCCCAGAAGUCCAUGCCCUAUGAUUCCAAUAGGGGGCAUCCAGAUGGUUCAGGCAAGGCCCAGCAGCCAUCCUUCUUUGGGGCACGGCUCCGUCCUUUCAUGGCAAGCCAGCUGUUUUGCACCUGGUGGCACCUUAUCCGAGUUUGGCCAAGCAAAAGAAAGGAGCCCCGAGGCCCAGGAACCGCAAGACACGGCGGCAUCAUCAGCAACUCCACUGCUUCAAAGCAGCAGCUACUCGGAAGGGAAAAUAAGGACUAGUAGGAUUCAGAGGAAGAGAGCUGAGGAGGAAUACAGGGUUGAAACAUGCGCUGCUCUCAGUGGCAGGGAGCAGGAACGCUGUUCAGCUUCCGGUGAGAGUCCCAGCCCAAAGGGCGAGCGCUCUCCGGAGCCUUCAGUGAGUGGGGAAGAACCCUUGGAAAAGACAGGAAAGGAAAAACCGAGCCGCUCGAGCACUUCCUUUGAGCCCACCUGCACUUUCAUCUCAGACUUCCCAGCCCAGACGCUGGACAGGAGUAGCAGCACUGGUUGUCUGGCGGAGUCCCCGUCAGGCCCGUUGACCUCCUGCGGAGUCUCCGUUAGGAGAAGGAACCUCUCAGAAGAGCCAGCUCCCCAAGCAGGGGUGCAUCGGAGGAAUAGCCCCCCCUUGGAACAAGCAGGCUUCGGCCUAUCACGGAACGAAACGGACAACAAUACAGAAAGUACUUAAGCCCACCCUCCACCUUUUGUCACUGGUUUCCCAUGUAAAUCAACCCACCUUAGUCAACGCUAUUGGUAAAGGACGGAUUUCAGAGUACGACCAAACUCACAGACAAGUUGCUGGUUCUCUUUUGUUUCUGUCUGGUCUUAUUUCCACAUGUACCUGUGCCUUUUUCUAUACCAUUCUGUUGCUUGAAAUGUAAAGAAGCUGAGGGUAUGAAUUGUUUUUUCGUUUGCUUAAAGAGAGUUUUGGAAAGGGGUUUAAUAGAUCGCGUGUCCUUUGCCGUUGAAAUGUCUGUUCCUGUGAGCUGCAGAAUAAGAAAGGGUUUUAGAAGCAUUUUUGAAGAAAUGCACUGAAAAACCAUUUAGGAGAAAACCAAAACACCUCUUAAAAUAUAGUGGUUGAAUUAUUAGGCAAAAUGACCCUGUACAGACAGCAACAACCCCUAUUUAUUACACGUUUUAUUUAAUAUGUGCCCAAGUGCUUAUAUUAUAAUUAUUCCUAUUAUUAUUUGCAUUACUCUGGUUGCCUAUAAAUGUGCUUUAAGGACAGCUGUGAUUGCUUUAAUUUGGAAAAAAAAGAGAAGUGUUUACCUUUGAAUUUUAACUGAAACUAGCACUUAUUUUGUAGGGGGGAGGCCCCAAGGGCCAUGAAUGGAUACCCCCCCCUGAAAAAAACAAUCUAUGAUGUGCCUCCCUUGCACACAACCCCCCUUCCCCAAAAGCACUUUUUAAAAGAAGGGACAUGUACACACACAUACAAAAAGCCCUCCCCUCCCCAAUAGCAUUCAAAGAAAACAGAAAUAUAUUGAAUGUAAAAAAGUCAUUCCAAGAACAGUAUCCAAUUCGAGGUUCCCCAAAUGUUGUCCCUGCUUUAAAUCCUUUGACUGGCUGCUGCUGCUGCUGCUGUAACACACGCACACAGUCCCCGCGGGGUGCCUUUCACCAGUCUUUGGAGGGCAGAGACUUGGCUGUGAAACCCGGCCUCUUGUUUCCUGAAAACGUUCCCCUUUCAUAAUUCACUUUCUCGUUGUGAAACAACAUCUUAGCCAUGCAGACCAUUUUUUUAAAAAAAAUUCCCACACCCCAACUGAAAAAGAAAUCCAAUUUGAUCCUUCUGUGGAGGAAAUGGAGUUGUCCCCCUGUCCCCCACUUUUUUUUGUUUCUUCCAGAUUUUUUUUCAAAACUGCAGAAGUUUAAUCCAUAUUUGUAUAGUGGGCCUUUGUAGCAUUUCAAAUCGCCAGGUUGCCGUGGCUCAUGGUGAGCCCGUUGGUUUUGGCAUGUAUGACAAGAUAAUAAUAAUAAUAAUAUUUGAUUUAUAUACCACCCUUCAA
Eublepharis macularius is the source of this 8967-nucleotide messenger RNA. RefSeq names its product HIVEP zinc finger 3 (gene HIVEP3). NCBI's taxonomy places the organism in Eukaryota, Metazoa, Chordata, Lepidosauria, Squamata, Eublepharidae. The record is from RefSeq and is a predicted model, not a curated record. Gene Ontology annotation, biological process: regulation of transcription by RNA polymerase II. The coding region runs from base 255 to 7643 and encodes 2462 amino acids. Gene Ontology annotation, cellular component: nucleus. The transcript is spliced from 6 exons. Gene Ontology annotation, molecular function: RNA polymerase II cis-regulatory region sequence-specific DNA binding; zinc ion binding; DNA-binding transcription factor activity, RNA polymerase II-specific.